AUGUUCCUUCGCAAGUCGCGUUCGAUUGAGCAGCUGAGUGCUAAGGCACAGCGGCCAGAUGCGAAUGACCAGGCCGCGGCACCGAAAAGCCCACGCCGGCUAAAAAGCAAGCGCUCCCUGCGCCUCUUCCGGUCCCCACAGCCCGACGUGGAGCCGAUGCCAAGCCACGACACCUCGUCACCCCGCAUUGGCGAUGGCGACAACUCGCGCGCGCGCCUCUUUGCGCAGGGGCAGGCGAAUGCGGGACUAGGUAUUGUGCAGUCCGGCGGCGGCGCUUUUCCGUCGUCGGCGUCGUCGAACCUCGGCGACACCCAGUUCUUUUCCGAGUCGCGCGCCCCGGGUCUGGGCAUGCGUCUGCCGCCGCAGCAUAGGAACACGAGUGGCGAGGCACCGCAAACGCCGGUGCAGACCUCGUUCGAUGCACAUGCACAGUCGCAGUCGCCCUCGGUCGACAUUGCAUCGCUGCAGCUCAACCAGACCUCGCCGGGCAUCCACUCCCGCAUGCAGGCCUCGCCGCAGCACCAGCCGGGGCCCAGGUCGCCGAUGCAGGCCGAGGUUGCGCAGAACCGGUACGGAGGGGGGCAGGCUGCGCCGCAGUACAGGCAGUAUGUGCCGCCCCAGCCUACCUCGCCCCAGCAGAACCAGUUGACGCAGACGCAGUACAGCCAGGCGCCGGCAUCCCAGCAGGCACAGUACACGCAGGGAGCGUCGCCUCAGCAAGCGCAGUACACGCAGUCUCCGCACCAGGGACAGUACACACAGCCUCUGUCGCCUCAGCAGGCCCAAAUGCAAUAUGCGGCACGCCAGGCCCAGUACACUCAGCAGGCGCAAGACAGGCUCGCGCAGUCGCAGGUGUCGCAGGCCCAGCAGCUGCAGGCUCAGCAGGCUCAGCAGGCUCAACUGAUGCAGGCUCAGCAGGUCCAGCAGAGCUAUGCACAGAGCCCUCAGGCCUAUGCACAGAGCCCUCAGGCUUAUGCACAGAGCCCUCAGGCCUAUGCACAGAGUCCCCAGGCCUAUGCACAGAGUCCCCAGGCCUAUGCACAGAGUCCUCAGGCCCAGGCUGAUGUCAAGGCUCCCCAGUCUCAGACCUACGCCCAGGUUCCCCCGUCCCAGGCCUAUGCCCAGAGCCCCCCGUCCCAGGCUUAUGCCCAGAGCCCCCCGUCCCAGGCCUAUGCGCAAGCGCCCUCUCAAUACACGCAGGCGUCCCAGACAUAUCCCCAGACCUAUGCGUCUGCGCAAGCCCCCCAAACCUCUCUCGAUCGCUCUCCUUCGGUGCAGCCCUCUAAUACGACGCAGCCGACGCAGGCUCCCAAGACCCAGCCGACGCUCGUUCAGCAGCUCCAGCCUAUGCAGCCCCCGACGCAGCUGGUGCAGUCGCUCCAGGCGCAGUCCCUGGACCGCCCCUCGGCCAAGGACCCCCACUCGUCCGAGGCCGAGCGCAUGGCGAUCCAGGAGAAUGCGCGUGCGCAGCAGGCCCUCCAAGAGUACGCGCGCAUGCAGCAGGCCGCGAUCGACCAGGAGCGUGCGCGCGACGAGCCCGAACCCCCCCGUGCCUCGACGCCGAUCGCCGCCAAGGGCGAUGUGUCGGACGCGGCGGAUGUAUCGCAGCCGAGCAUUGUGCCCGCAUCAGAGGACGAGAUGCUGAACGACGCGCGCCGUGGCUACCCCUAUGGCAUGGACACGUCGCUGCGUCCCAGCUUUGCGUCCGAGGCCAACUGGCCGCGCACGGUCGACAUUGACGAAAAGGCGCUGCUGGAGAGCGAGCGGCGCGCUCAUGCCGGAGUCGCGAUGCCGCCGCUGCACGUUACGAGCCUGAACAGCCUUGGCCCCGAGGUCGGUGCGCCGCCGGUGCCGGCGCGCGACUUGGUCACGCCGACCGACGAGCGUGUCCGGGCCGCAGACGUGUCCGGCGGGGGGGCGGGCGCAUCGGCCAGUGCGCUCGGCGCGCCUGCCAACGUGUCGGGCGACGCGCUCGGCGCCACCGAGCCGCCCGUGUCGGCGACGCUGAGUGUCGCACGUUCCGAAGGGAUGCUUGGCCCCCACAUCCUCCUGUACGACGACCCCUGCACCGCGUCCGCCUCGCCCGAGACGGCGGUCGCGUGGACGUACGAUGACUGGUUCCUCGAGGCCGGCACGCCCGCGACGCCCGGCAGCGACGACAAUGUGACGGCCGUCGUGGGCAGCAGCAACACGACGCAGGUCGCGCCGGACGUGUGCACGCACGCGCUCCCCCUUGCCGUCUUUAAUUCGGCGCUGCGCCCUGUGGAAGGCGAGGAGUGCGUGUACGACAUGGCGUCCAAGACGGCGCGCGACGCCCACGAGCUCGUUCCCCUGCACGCCGCCGACGCCGCGACCGCCGUGAUGCCGAUCACGGUGCGUGCGCGCAACCACGAUCUCUUCCCUGCGAACCGGCACGUGGUGCUGGCCGCGACGCCGCGCCGGCUGGUCGCCGAGAUGACGACCGGCUCCUCGCCGGGCCUGAUGGAGGAUGUGCUGCUGGCGUACCGCACCUACUUUAAUGCGAUCCGCCUGCAGGACCUGCUCUUUUCGCGCUUCGAGUGGGCGGUGCGCAAGCUGGAGCGCGCACCGGUGCGUGCGACGGCCGUGCGUGUGCUCAGGAGCACCGAGCAUGCGCUCGGGCACUGGGUCAAGCAGUACUACGACGAGGACUUCGCCGACGACGAGCUGCUUGUCAGCCGCCUCGUGCAGUUUGUCAACUCGCAGGCGCAGCGCUCCGCGCACUGGCCCGUGAGCGGCACGGACGCCGAGGUGCGCGAAGGCGCGGUGGCGCUCUGGCUCCUGGUGCAGGACCGUGUGCCCCAAGAAGCGCUCAACGAGCUCGACAUGCACACGCCCGAUGUGCCUGCGCUGCGCUCGUCGCGCUCGUCGCCGAGCCUGCGCAAGGUGCGCUCGAUUACCAAGCUCUUUGGCCGCGAGAAGCGCGCGGAGGACUCGCCGACCAACUCGCCCGCGCUGCGCUCGCGCAAGGAGGGCUCGGGGCGCGGCGCGCACACGCGCGGCCCGUCGAACGUGUCGAUCGCCUCGGCGAGCACUGCGACGGGCCACCAGCGCACGCUGUCUGGCAGCGGCAGUCCCCACGGCCACGCGCGCCGCCCCUCGACGCAGAGCCAGUGGGAGAGCCCCCGCGGCAAGGCCGAGUCGGUGUUCCGCAUGGGCCGCCGCUCGAACCUCGGCCUAAGGCGCAAGCUGCGCCUCGGCGAGAGUACCGAGGAGCUGGUCGCGCCGCGCGACGCCGAGGCCGAGAGCCUCGAGCGCUUCUCCUUCCGCAAGUACGAGCCCCCCGCGGAGCCCGACAUGCCGAGCGACGCGCUGAGCGACACCGCGUCGGUCGACCCCGACGCCGCGCUGCAGCGCCUCGAGGACAUGCUCGAAGGACGCCCGGCCGGCAGCGAGGUGCAGCGCCCAAGGGACGGCCCGAUCCAGUGGAUCCCCGCGCAUGCAAACGCCUCGUGGAAGGACGCCCAACGCUACUCGAUGCUCGCCGCGGACCGCGGUCCUCGCGCUGCGCCGGCCGCUGCGCCGACGGGCUGGUCCGAGCAAGGCACGCUCCUCCUCUCGCAGCGUUCCAGCACGAUCGCACGGCAGCUCACGACCAUCGAAAAGCAGCUCUUUAAUCUCGUCCACUGGUCGGAGCUGACCGAUUUGAGCUGGGACCACCACACCGUGCAGCAGGAGCAGUGGCAGCGCGAGUACCAAGAGUACGUGACGUGGCGCAUCACCGCUGUGGGCAGCUCGCAUGAGCAGCUCGUCCCGCCGGUCGACAAGCGUGGCGCAACGCACAUCCUCAUUGCGCGCUUCAACCGCGCCUGUGCGUGGGUUGCGAGCCACGUCGUGAUGACCAAGGAGCCGACGGAACGUGUCGCGAUGCUCUCCAAGUGGAUCCGCAUCGCAUGGGACUGCUACCUGCUGGGCAACUACGCAACGCUGUGCCAGAUCCUCUUUGGCCUGCAGUCGCCGUGGGUCGCGCGCCUCCAGGCGUCGUGGCGCGGCGUGGGCGCGUGGGAGAUGCGCGUGUUUGACGCGCUCCGCCGCUUCACGUCGCCCCGCGACCAGUUUACGCAGCUGCGCCAAGCCAUGCUCGGCGCGCUGGCGUCGCACGCGGAUGGCCAUAUCCACGUACCGUUCUUUGGCACGUUCGUCUCGGACCUCGCCGCAAACGACGCGCUGUCGCUGUACAUUGACUCCUCCCUCACGCCGAGCAUGCUGCCGUUCUACGACGACCAGGAACUCUCGCAGUCGUGGGACACGCUCGUCAACCUGUACCGCCUGCGCAUCAAGGCGAUGAUCGUGCGCGACUUUGGCACGCUGCAGGAGCAGUCGCAGCGCAUGCAGGACGCGCCGAUGGAGUUGCCUGUGCUCGCCGAGGCCCUGCAGCUCGACACGCUGCCCGCCGCCCAGAUUCAAACCGCCUCACUCGCUUUGGAGCCCAAUGCAUAG
Molecule: messenger RNA, 4458 nt
Organism: Malassezia japonica
Lineage: Eukaryota; Fungi; Basidiomycota; Malasseziomycetes; Malasseziales; Malasseziaceae
Gene: LTE1
Product: Guanine nucleotide exchange factor lte1
Exons: 2
Coding region: 1-4458 (1485 amino acids)
Biological process (GO): Ras protein signal transduction; positive regulation of GTPase activity
Cellular component (GO): plasma membrane
Molecular function (GO): guanyl-nucleotide exchange factor activity
Source: RefSeq, a predicted model, not a curated record